AGUUUCCUUUUAACUCCUCCUUUAAUGCCCAGUCUGAGCGAUGGAGUCGGAGUCAGGCAUCUCAGAGUGAUCUCAAACUUCACUCGGACUUGAACCGAAUUUAGGAAUAAUUGAAUUUUUUCCCUUAACAUUAGGAACAAUUUGAGUCAACGACAUCUAGAGAGAUAGCGAGCUAACGAAACGGAAAGCAGACGAGGAUUAAAACCCCGCACCGUUACCGCAGCCUUCAGUGUCUCACACCGAGCCGUCAUGUCUACUGCAGGAGACUUUGGGAACCCAUUAAGAAAAUUUAAACUGGUGUUUCUUGGGGAGCAAAGUGUUGGAAAGACUUCGCUCAUCACCAGAUUCAUGUACGACAGCUUCGAUAACACCUACCAGGCCACAAUAGGAAUUGACUUCUUGUCAAAAACGAUGUACCUCGAAGACCGAACAGUGCGUCUGCAGCUUUGGGACACAGCCGGGCAGGAGCGUUUCCGGAGUCUCAUCCCCAGCUACAUCCGCGACUCCACUGUCGCCGUGGUAGUCUAUGACAUCACAAACGUCAACUCCUUCCAGCAGACCACCAAAUGGAUCGACGACGUCAGGACAGAGAGAGGAAGCGACGUCAUUAUCAUGCUGGUCGGUAACAAGACGGAUCUUGCAGAUAAAAGGCAAGUGUCUAUUGAAGAGGGUGAGAGGAAAGCCAAAGAGCUAAGCGUAAUGUUUAUUGAGACAAGCGCUAAAGCUGGCUACAAUGUAAAGCAGCUUUUCCGGCGUGUGGCUGCAGCACUGCCUGGCAUGGAGAGCACACAGGACAAGAGCAGAGAAGACAUGAUCGACGUGACACUGCAAAAUCCUCCAGAACAGCCUGUGAGCGAGAGCGGAUGCUCAUGUUAAGCCUCGUUCUCCAUCCCACUGCCCUCUCUCUCUCUCUCUCUCUCUCUCUCUCUCUGACACACACUUUUUCUUUCUUUUCCCCUGCUUCCUUCCUUGAAUCUGGAGAACACUACUUUGUCCGUCCAUCCAUCCCUCCAUCCAUCCCUCCAUCACCCUUGGCACUGUGCUUUCCGCUGAAUCAGUCAUGACCUUAAGCUUACCAAGCACAGCGUGGAUGUGAAACAAAUCUCAUGUUAUUUUUCCGUUAAAAGUUUCCAGCCCCUUUUCUUUUCUUUUAAUUAAAUAUUUUAUUUAUACCAUGAAUGGCUUGUUGCUGUUGGAGGCUUGCAUCAUGAGUGUAUUUGAAUGAUCUGGGUGGUGUCUAACGUGAGCACUGAACAUUUGAGUUUCCUUUUGAAACGAUCCUGACAAAUUAGACAAAUACUUUUCAGCCAUUAUUGUUCGAGAUAUAUUAUUCGAAGGGCUAUAUAUUCGCUUUGCACGCUAGCACCAGUUCUAAUUCUCCUCCAAGCUCUUGUGGUGUUUACGAAUUGUUGGCAAUAUCCAAGUCUAUAUAUUGAAAAUGGAUCAGUGUCCUUCAGCGGAUAGUGAAGUCAACACAGAUUACAGAUGCUCUUAUAACCUAGAGCAGUUCUCAAAUCCACUUCAAAACUUUUUGUUGUUUUUUAACCUUAGCUGACAUUAUCUUUUCCUUCUUGACUGUUGGGUUCAGUAGCACGCUAGAGAUCCCAGUGUGGUAGCUAUGAAUGAUUUUUUUGUAUAUUAAUGGAAGUAUCAUAGAGGAAACGUUGGAUAUAUCAAUAUGCAGUCAUGCCUUUACAGAGUGUAUUUUAUAGUGCUUCCACUGGCUUUUUGUUAGUGUUAUUAUUAUUUUUGUUUGAUUUAAUGUAAUAUUGACACUUCAGAUUUCCCCCAUUUUAGAUUUUUCUGUAGAUUUUUGUGUUCUGUAAUAUUUAUUUCAACUCUCUCUUUUUGCUUUUUUAAUUUUUAUUUUGCAAGUUUUGUCAUUACAAAGCACACUUUAGCUUUUCCUCAACCCCUCUCGUGGACGGCUGAUUUUAAGCAGCUCAUGAUACAGUGCAAUUUCUUUGAGGUUCUCCCCCCCCCCCCCUUUUCACGAUCCAUCAGCUCUGGCUUGUCUGUUUUUUUUUAAAAACAGUUUUUAACUGUUCGCUGCUGUGUGAUGCUGUGUACAGAAGCUCAUAAUUUGCACUGCUAGACUACAUGAGUCUCUUAUUGAUGUCCCUAAUAAAGACCUUUAUUUAGUAACUGUGACUUUUUAUGGCUGGAUGAUGCACAUAAAGAAAUUCAGAUCUGCAAAGCUGACAGAGCCGCUUGUCACUUUCUGAAACAUUGUAAUCGUCUGUGUAUCUCCAUCGUCUACGCCUCUGAAUUACUCACUAGUCCCACUAGCUGUGCAUUAAAUAGCCUCUUACUCAUGAUAAACUCUACUCUGUGAUUCAUUUCAUCUCUACCCACGAGCUUCUCUCAAUUGCAACAGUUUAAGAAGUUCUAGAUAAUUUUUUUUGAGGAAGAUCAACUUUAUUGUUUAGGGUUAUA
This is a messenger RNA of Hemibagrus wyckioides, 2436 nucleotides long. RefSeq names its product RAB6A, member RAS oncogene family (gene rab6a). The record is from RefSeq and is a predicted model, not a curated record. The transcript has 8 exons. Gene Ontology annotation, molecular function: GTP binding; GTPase activity. NCBI's taxonomy places the organism in Eukaryota, Metazoa, Chordata, Actinopteri, Siluriformes, Bagridae. Bases 250 to 876 code for a protein of 208 amino acids.